Messenger RNA from Guyanagaster necrorhizus, 903 nucleotides. RefSeq lists its product as uncharacterized. NCBI's taxonomy places the organism in Eukaryota, Fungi, Basidiomycota, Agaricomycetes, Agaricales, Physalacriaceae. Bases 33 to 755 code for a protein of 240 amino acids. The record is from RefSeq and is a predicted model, not a curated record. The transcript has 2 exons.
CUCUUUGUAGACUUCCUGAAUGGAUUCCAGUGAUGCAUGGCUCCGAGUCACCCAUGUCUAGAUGCCCUCAAUGUGGCUUUGGCACUACGAUACCAAGAACACGGCUCACCGACACACCAUCUCCAUUCCAACACCUGAUCUCUGUUAAUGCCGCUGCUUCUGACGUGGAUCCCAUCCACCAUUACCUCCAAGGGGUACAUGACGAAAUUCAGCACAUUGAACUCGUGCUCAAGGAGGUGCGAGAAGAGAAAAUUCGUCUUCAAAACAUUGCAGAUAGCCACGCUGCACUCAUGUCAGCCUUCCGCAAAUUCCCAUCAGAGGUCCUCGCAGAGGUCUUCCGGUAUUCGAUUGACAUCCCAUCCAUGGACGAACAGAAUAAGUGGGUUGGCGACAUGACACGGGUCUAUACCGCGCUUUGCACGCUUGGCGGUGUUUGCCGUCACUGGAGGACGACAGUGCUAUUGACACCAUUUUUAUGGGCUCGAUUCAACGUUGGUUGGAGUGGAUGGAAAAAAAGCCCGGUGCUGUUGUUGAAAACCAUGCUGGAUCGAUCUCGCGAAGCCGAUUUGAGCAUCGGAUGUGCUUUUAUAGCAUCUGGAAUAGACAAGCAGGAGAGGCGCACUUUACUUGAAUGUUUGGUUCCCACAAGUUACAGGUGGAAGCACGUGUUGUUACUGUUCGACGAGGACAAUGUGGACAUAUGGGCAGAUUCGGGGUCGUCUUCCAUUGUUGGAGCAGCUGGAGCUUCGUUUUAAGAAUUCGUCCAAACUUUCUUUGCAGGAUUUCCGUGCCUUCGAGGACGCGCUUCGUUUGCGAGAGUUGAUUAUAGGACGAGGCCCAUCUCCUGUCCACGAAUUUACCCUUCCUUGGUCUCAGAUCACCAGCCUAUAUAUAGACCGUCAA